Molecule: messenger RNA, 4083 nt
Organism: Pygocentrus nattereri (red-bellied piranha)
Lineage: Eukaryota; Metazoa; Chordata; Actinopteri; Characiformes; Serrasalmidae
Gene: acap2a
Product: arf-GAP with coiled-coil, ANK repeat and PH domain-containing protein 2
Exons: 24
Coding region: 84-2558 (824 amino acids)
Cellular component (GO): cytoplasm
Molecular function (GO): protein binding; GTPase activator activity
Source: RefSeq, a predicted model, not a curated record
AGCUCUCAGCCCGGCUCCGGAGGCAGCCUCAGCAGCGCGUGCGUCCCGGUUCUGUGUGCGUGUCCGCUCAGCUGCGCGCGAAGAUGAAGGUGAUGGUGGACUUUGAGGACUGUCUGAAGGACUCGCCCCGGUUCCGGGCCACCAUAGAAGAUGUGGAGGGUGACGUUGGAGAACUGGAGUGUAAACUGGACAAGUUGGUGAAGCUAUGCAUCGGGAUGAUCGACGCCGGCCGAGCCUACAGCCAGGCUAACAGACACUUCGUUAAUGGGGUCAGAGAACUGGCCCUGCAGUCCACCAGAGAUGACGUUAUCGGGUCCAGUUUAGCUGCCUUCGCUGAGACUCUGCAGGAGAUGAACAACUACCACACAAUUUUGUUUGACCAAGCUCAGCGAUCAAUCAAAUCUCAGCUUCACACGUUUGUGAAAGAGGACCUGAAGAAGUUCAAAGAUGCGAAGAAGCAGUUUGAUAAGGUGAGUGAGGAAAAGGAAGUCGCGCUGGUGAAGAAUGCCCAAGUUCCCAGAAACAAACAGCACGAGGUGGAUGAAGCUACCAACAUCUUGACCACCACUCGCAAGUGCUUCCGGCACAUCGCCCUCGACUAUGUCCUGCAGAUCAAUGUUCUUCAAUCUAAGAAACGACUGGAAAUCCUCAAAUCGAUGCUGUCGUUCAUGAAUGCCAACUUGAGCUUCUUCCAGCAGGGCUACCACCUCUUCAGUGACCUGCAGCCCCUCAUGAAGCAGCUCGGGGGACAGUUGGAUCAGCUGGUGGUGGACUCAGCCAAGGAGAAGAGAGACAUGGAGCAGAAACAUUCAGCCAUCCAGCAGCAGGCUGCACUUCAGGACUUUUCUACUGACGACACUAAACUGGAGUAUAACAUAGACACAGAGAAUGGCAUUGCUAUGGAAGGUUAUCUGUUCAAACGAGCCAGCAACGCCUUCAAAACCUGGAACAGGCGUUGGUUCUCCAUUCAGAACAGCCAGCUUGUGUAUCAGAAGAGGUUUAGGGAUAAUCCCACCGUAGUGGUUGAGGAUCUCCGGCUGUGCACGGUUAAACAGUGCGAGGACGUGGAGCGGCGCUUCUGCUUCGAGGUCGUCUCUCCUACCAAGAGCUGUAUGCUGCAGGCUGACUCAGAGAAGCUCCGUCAGGCCUGGACCAAAGCUGUGCAGAACAGCAUCGCCACCGCUUACAGAGAGAAUGGAGAUGAGCCUGUUGCCCCGCUGGACCGCCAGGCGUCGGUGUCGGUGGGCAGUCUGGACUCUUUGGGCGAGGGCCGGGGUCUGAGGGCUGAGAGUGCUCUGCAGCGUGUGCUGGCCGUCAGUGGGAAUGAUCGCUGCUGUGACUGCGGACAAACGGAGCCGCGCUGGGCCAGCAUUAACCUCGGCAUCACACUCUGCAUCGAGUGCUCCGGAAUACACAGGAGUUUGGGUGUUCAUAACUCGAAGGUUAGAUCUCUCACUCUCGACUCGUGGGAACCAGAACUGCUCAAGCUGAUGUGUGAGCUGGGAAAUGGAGUUAUUAAUCAGAUCUACGAGGCUCGCCGAGCAGAGAUGGGCUGGAGGAAACCACAGCCCGGAGACCCCAGGCAGGAGAUUGAAGCCUACAUCCGGGCCAAGUACGUGGAGAAGAAGUUCGUACAGAGGCCCGGGACCCAGGAGCAGAGGUCGAAGGUCAUGGCGCUGAGUAAACACGACAAGCGUCUGAAAGGCAGUGUGGAGUUCCUGCCCCCCCGCCCACCCCCUCCCACGCCCAAACUCCGCACUGCAUCCAGCACCUCAGCACCCCUUAGUGGCCAGGAGGUGCGGCGCGACUCACUUUUCUGCCCAGACGAGCUCGAUUCUCUCUUCUCCUACUUUGACACCUCCUCCAAGCUGCGGAGCUUGAGAAGUGCGGACAGCGGCAUCCAGAACAGCGCUGACGGCAGCCGAGAGAUGCUGGCCUCCACACCGUCCAGCAACAGCCUGAGUGAACCAGAGCUGCAGGAGGAGUCUCCGGUGUCUUUGCCUCAGCGGGACCCUCCGCCCGUGUUCUCCGAGCUGACGGAGUUGUGUCCAAGUCUGCUGCUCUACUGGGCCUCGUGCGCCUCCAGCCUGCCGGACAUGGCUGAAGCCUUCGCCCUGGGUGCCGACGCCAACUGGGUCAACAUGGAGGACCAGAGCCGCACCCCUCUGAUGCAGGCAGUGCAGGGGGGCUCUCUGGUCACCUGUGAGUUCCUGCUGCAGAACGCUGCCAAUGUGGACCAGUCGGACGCUCGCGGCAGAGCAGCUCUCCACCACGCUACCAUACUGGGCCAUACAGGGCAGGUGUGCUUGUUUCUAAAGCGUGGAGCUCGACAGGGGGCUGUGGACGUAGACGGACGAACCCCUUUGUCCAUCGCUGUGGAGGCAGCUAACGCCGACAUCGUCACCCUGUUGCGUCUGGCUAAGAUGAAUGAGGAGCUGAAGGAGUCUGAGGGCCCGUUGGGUCAGCCAGGUCAAUACGUCCACUCUCAGAGUAACACGGAGCAGCAGUACAAGAAGUGCAUUCAGGAGUUCAUUUCCCAGCAGCUUGAUGAGUCCUAAUGAGUCCACAAUAACAAACACCACAGCUGUGUUAACACCUGAUACCUCAGCUGAGCUCCGUAGGCGUAUUACCCUCGUAGACUUGAGUGAGCGAGACGAGUACCUGGGGGGAGGUUGGGGAGGUUGGGGGGGGGUCACACUGUACACGUAUUUUUUUUUUUAACUGGCUCUUUUUUUAACUGAUUUCAGUGGGAAACGUGUCUGCUCGCUGUUUCUGGACGGGGCCGCAGGAGCCCCAGAUUUUUUAAAAUAUUACCUAUUUACUCGUAGCAGUCAGAACCUCAGAACCCCAUAAGCGGAAUGGGACGGAAGGGCUUCGGUGUGGGUGUCAGCAUAAAUUCGGAGGAGAGGCUCCAGUGGCUGCAGUCGCUCAUCUUCAUUUUAUUUAUUUACUUUUUUUUAGCCAUCUAUUUAUUUAUUUGUUUGUUUGUUUUUAUUUUUAGCUAGAUCUUCUUUUAUCAUGUGCCAUCAAGCUGGGAGGGUGAAGCUCCACUGCAUCUUCUCCCCCACUGACACAAUGUCAUUGGAUCUCAACUUUCUUCGGAGGAGAACGCCAACUGCUAAUUCUGUUACAACAGCUAGCAGACGCCUGUAUUGGCUUGCAUGGCUUGCUGAGUGUCUUGUGAUGAUAGGGCUCUUCUUGGAAGCCUCAGUUGCUUCUCUAAUCUUUUCCAAGUUUAUUUAUAUAGAGUUCUCCACAACAGGCGUUGUCGCAAAGCAGCUUUACAGAAAAAUCCAGGUCCAAGCCCCCAUGAGCGUCGGCAGUUACGACAGUGGCAAGGAAAAACUCCCUAUAAACAACAGGAAGAAGCCUUGAGAGGAACCAAGACUCAAAGGGGGAACCCAUCCUCCUCUGGUCGACACCAGUUAGCAGAUGGUCAGUAGUAGAUGACUGGGUUCUGAAAGGGUUCAUACGAGCAUGUUCUGCCUGUAUGUAUCAGAAUGAUAGCGCGCUAGCUGUGCUAGACAGUGUUAACCUGAGUUAGCCUCCUAGACAGAAAUUCCCAGGUGGUCGACUAUUAUGGCGCUGGGUUCAAGCCCCACCGGAAACAGCAUUCCAGAAACACAGUGUAAAGACGUGGCAGUGCAGUGCACCUCACGUUUUUCCGCCUCCAGGAAAGUACAGUGUGACCCCACCUCACUUUGUCUUAUGUUGUGCUUGAACACAGCACACAAGCCAUAGAUUCUUUUCCCCAUGUUUUGCGCAGAACCUCAUUUUCGCCAGCAGAACCACAAGUAGACUGUUCAACCUCCGUGUGCGCUAGCGGUUUAUAUUUACCCUUAAAUGUGAGUGUUGUGUCCUGUGGAUUUUUAAAAUACUUCAUCUUUAAAGGUGCUUGUUCGUGACUAAACGCGUACAGCCACUCAGACCUUAUCCUCCAGAGGCUGAUUCACAUCGGAGCCUGCUGGGCGAGGUGGGCCUGACUUUGGUGUUUAAUAAUAUUUCAUGCAGUAGGGCUGCACGAAACCAAUCAGGCAUAACAUUCUGACCACCACCUUGUUUCUACGCUUAUUGUCCACUUUA